AUGGAGUCUGCGAUUACAUCCAGUAUGGAAGGUUCCACCGCCAGUCAGUGCAAAUCCAUGAUUAUCACUGUGGAUUACUAUGAAAUGAUGAAAUUCACGCACUGGAAUCCCAAAUUCCAUCAGCUUGCCUCGAAACUAGCUGGUUUGUUGUUGAGAAAUCAACAUUCCCGGACAAAUAUUCAGAGUGAUGCCUGGCCUCUAGCCCAGCUGGUGCACCUACAAAGUGACUUACUGGACCCAUUUGAUCUUUCUGCGUCAAACUCCGUUGCACAUCAUCUACUAGCGGCUAUUGGUAUUGAUCCGUCUGUAUUCAAAACGGCCAACUCCUCCGGUGGUGUCACACCUUCCCGUAAUCAAAAGUCGAAUGAAAUCAUGACAACUAUAGUCCAACAGCUUGUUCAGCCAAUCAGACGAACGGAUCCGAUUACUCACACGCCAGACCAAACCGAUUUUGUAAAUCCCGUCUCAGGACUAUCUAAAUUACUCAUUGAGAGUAAUCCACAAGUAACAAUAUUGCCUUCAGUUUCAAUUACCCCCGUGUAUCCACCACUAUAUCCACCCUCACAUCAGAUGCUCAUGCUUGACCCGACUAGGAAUAUGAUGCUGGCUCCUAAGAACUUACGAAUGGUGACAUUCAGCGAACAAUUAAAUAACCUAGCCCCUUACGUUCACUCUAAUCGGUUCUGCUGUGAGAACGCACUGCAAUUCAUAGUGUCUUCUUUUCACCACGAUCUAAUGAGUCCCAUCAAAAAUACCUUCAGCACAAACCAAUUAUCUCAUGUGGCAGUCCAUUCACGUCCCAGUAUGGUAAACGAAAAGAUGAGGUGCAUGCUGUCACCAGACGUGACGGAUAUACAAGCGUUUCGAUCCAUUCUUCCAAAUGCUCAAUCCAGUUCACUUGCGGACCUACGACAUACCCUUUUACCCAACCCACUGUUUGGAGCGCUGAAUCACCUCCAAGUGGCAAGGAGUCCACCGGCUCUACUAACUGCACCUGUAGCUCCUAGCCUGGUACACCCAGUAUUACGGCCGAAUACGGAUGCAGAAAUGCAGUCGUGUUUACUUUUUAGUUCUACUCCGGUGACUACAUGGCGAUUGCCAGGAUCAAUGUACAUUCCCGUUUCGAACCAAUUGGGACCAUGGAUCUCAACAUGUCGUCUUGAAGUACUGCUGACUAGAGAUGAAGCUAAAACUCGCUUUAUGUGCUCAACUUGUGGAAGACAGUGGACAUCAAUGAAGGGAUCCAUCACGUUUGUUGUCAUUCUUUCACAUUCCACAACUGGUGCGAUGCAGAGCCUUCAAUGGACCAUUCAGCCCGGUGCAAACGUCUUCUUCGAAUUAUUUCCCCAAUCUUGCAGCGCAUGCGAUGUGUUGUGUCAACCAAAAUGGUAUCCAGAAGAAAUAGAUAAAGUGAGUAGGAACGUUAUUCGUAACCUUUUCGUCAGGAUCCAUGAUCAGUUCUACCAGGGUGUAAUACCUUGGGACGACCAAUGGAACUGGCAUAGGCGGGACGGACAGCCUUCAGGUCCACACAAUAGCACCAAAUGUGUGGCUUGUCACAAUGGACUUUGUCGUGGGGGGUUGAAAAACCAUGUGAACCAAGAUAAUUCGAGUGGACACGAAACCAUGGAUCGAACAAAGAAAACCACGCCAGAAGUCGGAAUACUGAACAACACAGCUGUAAGCAAAGAUUCCACCGAUUGUGUUAGUGGUGCCAGCAGUCCAAACGGCCCGCCUUCCUCCAAAAGAAGAUCUACCAUUAUAGAAAGACAGUGAUCUGUAUCACCCAGUUUUAGUAGACUUGAAGAAAUUUCGCAACAAACCCAUUGUGAUGUAUUCCCUUGUUUCGAGACCAACUUUCGUGUUUGUGACCAGUGACCGAUUGAUUAAGCUAAUGCAUAUUUAUGAGCCUAAGAGUUUGAUUUCUCUCGAUUUGGUCUCCGUAUUUAAAACAGUAUUAACGAAUGUGAAUGGGUGUUGCCACAUUAUCAUGACGGAAUUCUAGAUGAGCCAUAACUUGUAUUCGUC
This is a messenger RNA of Opisthorchis viverrini, 2028 nucleotides long. RefSeq lists its product as hypothetical. Gene Ontology annotation, molecular function: olfactory receptor binding. Gene Ontology annotation, biological process: protein targeting to membrane; protein insertion into membrane. Lineage: Eukaryota; Metazoa; Platyhelminthes; Trematoda; Opisthorchiida; Opisthorchiidae. The coding region runs from base 1 to 1776 and encodes 591 amino acids. The transcript has 4 exons. The record is from RefSeq and is a predicted model, not a curated record.